Ixodes scapularis (black-legged tick) is the source of this 596-nucleotide messenger RNA. RefSeq lists its product as uncharacterized. NCBI's taxonomy places the organism in Eukaryota, Metazoa, Arthropoda, Arachnida, Ixodida, Ixodidae. The record is from RefSeq and is a predicted model, not a curated record. The transcript has 2 exons. The coding region runs from base 1 to 576 and encodes 191 amino acids.
AUGCUAUGCACCAAUAGUGCAGACGGGCACAAGCAAACACGUAGCAAGUUUUCUAACACGAGGGCUGUCCUUGAUGGAACUGAGGUACGUAUCCAGAAGCCGUCGUCGUUGCUUGCUCAGAGGCAGACCUUCUCGCCCUACAAACACUACAACACCUACAAAGCGGUUGUUGGAUGUACACCCGAAGGGUACAUUUGCCAUGUUUCACAACUGUGGGGUGGGACUGUGUCAGACAGAAUGAUAGUUGAGGAGAGUGGGCUCGUGGAUCAGUUGGAGUCGGGCGAUGCCAUCAUGGUAGACAAGGGAUUCAAAUUUAAUAGCCUACCACCUGGAGUGCAAGUGCACAUUCCGUGUUUCAGGCAGCCGAACGAAGCUCAGAUGCCGGAGGAAGAUGUGGCACACACCCGGCGGGUGGCCAGUGCACGUGUAGUUGUUGAACGCGCAAUCGGAAGGAUUAAGCAAUUUCACUUCCUUGAUCGACCCUUCCCCAUCUCCAUGAUAGAUAUUGCAGAUGAGGCGUUUCAGGUUUGUUGCUUUUUAAGCAACUUUCGUAUGCCACUCAGCCGUGCUGAGUAGCAGCAGGACAUAUGUGUCGG